This is a messenger RNA of Carya illinoinensis, 2042 nucleotides long. Its product is annotated as probable purine permease 4. The coding region runs from base 762 to 1841 and encodes 359 amino acids. Gene Ontology annotation, molecular function: purine nucleoside transmembrane transporter activity. NCBI's taxonomy places the organism in Eukaryota, Viridiplantae, Streptophyta, Magnoliopsida, Fagales, Juglandaceae. The record is from RefSeq and is a predicted model, not a curated record. The transcript has a single exon. Gene Ontology annotation, cellular component: membrane.
CUAAAUCAUAACUCCCUCCAUCUGUACUUUCCAUACUCUUUCCCAACGCCAUUUGUAGACUUUCCUGCAUGUUUUUCACUCUGAUCUGCCUCCGUAUCCUCCUCUCAUGACCCUUAUCCUUCGAUCUCUCGCCCUUAUCCUCCUCCAUCUAUUUGAAUCAUUCCCUGAUCUACUAGCAUGCACCUCAUGAUGCACUAAAACUUUCUAUGUAGCAUUGAUCUCGUGAGGAUGAUCAUGACCCAUUACUCAUAAUCAUUCAUUCGUCACAUUUUUGGGUCCAAAUCAGACGGUUGGAUUUUCAGAAAGCAGGGGCUGGCCUACUAGGUAAUAGGCUCUCAUAAUGUAUGUAUGAGGAGCAUGAUUCGAGUCAUUCUGAUUCCAUAAUGAUUGGAUCAUUCUCUUUCAAUCCGUACUUCAACCAAUCAAAAUCAGGCUAAUUAGCCUAGCUCCUAUGAGCCGAAAGGUUUCAUAGAGCCCAUAGCCUCCAUACACCCAAUCCAAGGCCUCCUCCUUCAAUAUUGCUUUUUAGUGUAAACAUAUUAAAUCAUUACUCUCAUAUAAGAGUCAAUAGGCAUCACUCAUCAGAAGUGUUUCGUCUCUUUAAAUUGUUUCAAAAUUCUUUUUCUUUUUUAUUAAAUGGAAGCCUCAACAUCAUUCCCCCCCAGCAAAAUCUCCCAGAACCCUUUUCCCAACACCAUAACCAAACAUUCUCCCAAACACCUCCCCAGAAACAACUGAAGCAAGAUUCAUAAUCAUUAGCCAUGGAGAACUCGACCCAAGUGCAUGAAGACCACAAAUCAAAGACAAGCAAGCGAUAUUUGCCCCUUUUGGUGGUGAAUUACCUUCUCCUUUUUGUGGGUUCGAUUUCUUCUUCUCUGCUCUCCAAGUUCUAUUUCAAUCACAAGGGCUCAAGCAGAUGGCUUUCCACAUGGGUUCAGUCCGCUGGGUUUCCUCUCCUUCUCUUUACCAUUUACCUCCCUUAUCUCCUCAAAUGCACCAAGAGGAGACCCUUCACUUGCUUCACUCCAAAGAUCUUGAUCUUGUCAAUCUUCAUAGGCCUCAUGUUAGGCGUAAACAAUCUCCUCUUCUCCUGGGGAAAUUCUUAUCUACCCGUCUCUACCUCAUCUCUCAUAUUAUCCUCCCAGUUGGUUUUCAAUCUCAUAUUCUCCUUUAUCAUUGUCAAGCAAAAGAUCACAUUCUCGAAUCUCAACUCUGUGAUUCUCUUAACCCUGAGCUCUGUGCUCUUAGCCUUGGAUUCCAGACACGACAGAUCAAACGGUUUAACCCGUGCCAAAUAUUUCAUUGGCUUCUUUUGCACAAUAGGUGCCGGUUUGCUGUUUGCUCUCUAUCUUCCAGUCAUGGAGAUGAUCUACAGGAAAAUUUACUGCUACCAGAUGGUGAUGGAAAUGCAGCUCGUGAUGGAGGUCGCCGCCACGGCAUUGGCGAGCACAGGGAUGGCGUUGGACCGCGGAUUCUCCGAAAUGAAGACAGAAAGCCAAAGGGUAUUCGACAAGGGGCCAACCGCGUACUGGGUGACGGUGUUUUUCAACGUACUGACAUGGCAGCUGUGCUUUCUGGGCACAGCAGGGAUGGUGUUUUUGACGUCUUCAUUAACCGGAGGCAUCUGCAUGACAGCCUUGUUGGCCAUGAACGUGCUGGGAGGAGUUUUGGUGUAUGGAGACGAGUUUGGAGGCGUAAAGGUGGUGUCGACAGUGCUGUGUUGUUGGGGGUUUUGUUCAUAUGUGUAUGGUUUGUACGUGAAGACGAAGGAAGAGAAAAGAGAGGAGGAGAAAACCAAUCAAAGGAUGGAGAUGGUUCUUAGGGUAAAUGAUAGCAUUUGAUUCUAAAUAAGACAUGAUUGGAGAUGAUGAUGAUGAUGAUGAUCAGGAGGAGGGCCGAAGGGACUCAAGCUAGCAAAAUUAAGAUAGAGCUCAGGUCACUUACCGAGUUUAUCUCCUAGCUAGCUACCUAGCUUAGCUUGUAAUAUGUAUGAAUGACUAAUAUUGGAUCAAUUUUCAUGAGAGAUUUGAAAGCAUGAUAAA